This is a messenger RNA of Trematosphaeria pertusa, 661 nucleotides long. RefSeq lists its product as uncharacterized. The transcript has 2 exons. NCBI's taxonomy places the organism in Eukaryota, Fungi, Ascomycota, Dothideomycetes, Pleosporales, Trematosphaeriaceae. The record is from RefSeq and is a predicted model, not a curated record. The coding region runs from base 94 to 597 and encodes 167 amino acids.
ACACACUACACCAGCUCCACAAUACUUCACCCGCCACGUCGCGCAUCUGACCAUCAUCGUUCUGCAUCUCGUUUCCCACUCCUGACUCCCGCCAUGCGCCUCGCGCGCACGCCGAUACCGCCCCCCGCCCCGGCCGAACAGCAGCCGGAAGCGCCCAGCCAUAUCAUCGUGCGACACCCUCAUUACGACUCCUCCCACAACGUGCUAUUACGCCUGCUCGCUGUCGAUACACAGGGCGGGGCAGGGGGCCACGGUCUAUGCGCGCAGUUCGUGCUCGACGCGUGCGCCGUUGUUGCCGGCAACCGCUGGGAUGGCUGGCUGUCCGAGACUGCCGACGCGACAGCAGCAGCCGUCGACGCCUCGAGCAUAUUGGCGAAGCCCAGCUAUUACUUCCAUCUCGCUGGAGAGCGCCCAUACGCGAUAGUCCCGAGCUUCCGCGAGUGGAGGUUCCCCCACGGUGACCUGCCCAUUCACUGGACCACCGCCAUCCCCGCCGACGACCGCCCCACGCACCGAUCAUGCACCUGCUCAGCCACAGUCUGCUCUCUCAGCUCUGUCUCUGGUUAUACAUAUACAUUUUCACCACCCUGCCCAUGAACCAAAAACACCAAUGCAGCCCCAGUCCAAGCCAUGCUAGUCCAGCCCAUGCCGGCCCAGCCUA